Messenger RNA from Melanotaenia boesemani (Boeseman's rainbowfish), 4163 nucleotides. It is a transcript of the gene zbtb3, whose product is annotated as zinc finger and BTB domain containing 3. Gene Ontology annotation, cellular component: nucleus. Gene Ontology annotation, biological process: regulation of transcription by RNA polymerase II. The coding region runs from base 237 to 2129 and encodes 630 amino acids. The transcript is spliced from 4 exons. NCBI's taxonomy places the organism in Eukaryota, Metazoa, Chordata, Actinopteri, Atheriniformes, Melanotaeniidae. Gene Ontology annotation, molecular function: RNA polymerase II cis-regulatory region sequence-specific DNA binding; DNA-binding transcription factor activity, RNA polymerase II-specific; protein binding. The record is from RefSeq and is a predicted model, not a curated record.
CGGGGGGUGCAGGAACCUCGCACCACAGAGGAAAUGCUGCCUCCGUCCUGGAAGAAAACAUACAUCUGCGGUCUGAAUGCAGGUUCGGCUGGUUAGCGAACGCCGUGCCAGCUGAAUGACGAGUUCAGGCUGGUCACCAUGGAGACAGAGCUUGGGUUAUGUUAAAGCAGGACGACAGUUUCAAGACUCGGCUGUCUGUCUUCUCAUCAAAGAAGAGACGCGCUGUGGUUUAAGUUAUGGAGUUUCCCCAGCAUUCCCAGCAGCUGCUGUCAGCUCUGCGAACCCAGCGCCAGCGGGGCUUCCUCUGUGACUGCACUGUGUUGGUGGGUUCAUCCCGUUUCCUGGCUCACCGGGCUGUUUUAGCCUCAUGCUCGCCUUUCUUCCACAUGUUCUACUCAGACUCUCCAGGGGGAAAUGGCAGCAACUGCUCUGUCACUCUCGACAGUGAUAUUGUCACAUCUGCUGCAUUUGGCUUGCUCUUGGACUUUGUAUAUGAAGGUGUGCUGCAGCUGGAAAAGUCUCCUCCACUGGAGGACAUACUGGCAGCUGCAAGCUUUCUUCACAUGAAUGAAGUGGUGAGAGUGUGCAAGAAGCGACUGCAAAGACGAGGACCUGUGGCAGAAGCAGACAGCACUCGCUCUGAAGAGAGCAGCGGAAAGGCAUCAGAGACGAGAGCACAGGGUGACAGUGGAAAUGAGUCCAUUGUUGCAGUGGCAGGAGAUCACUUAAAUCCAGUCAACAUAGCCAUGCCACUUAUAUCAGUACCCCAAGCGGCAGAGGGGGGUCAGUUGGAGUCUGUCAAGUGUGAGCAAAGGACUAGUGGGGGUUCAUCAGAGGUACGAGUUCAGGCUCCUUUGAGUCCUGACCUUGCUGAUACCACCCAGCCAGGCAUGGACAUUUCUCCUCUACCCCCAGGUGGGGAGCUCAUGCACGAUCUCAUUGCAGGCCAAUCUACCUCCACUUCUAGAGGGCUCACCAGGUUGGGCAGUGGGGGACAGGGAGAAAGAUCAGCUCUCUGCAGCCCUUGUAGCACAACGGAAACAUGCAGCCACAGCAGUAGCCAGCAACCCUCCUCCUCCUCUUCAUCCUCCCUGGUCCCAGUGAGCCAAGCUGGUGGGCGGUCAGUUGUUACUCUUAGCCUCUCUGCCAGCUCCCACCAAGACAAAACCAGAUCGUCUCAUGAGGCCUUUGUUGGGGGCUCCUCAGAGACAGACCACAGAGAUACACUGGCCAGAGGACAGCAGAUGGUCAUGUUAAUCCCAGCACCGGGUUUAACUUCAAAUCUACAAACAAAACCAAGACACUCAGCACUCCAGCGUGCACCUCCCCAAAUCCAAAUCCAGAACGCCAUAUCACUCCAACACCAGAGUUCAGACUUUCACCAUGCUCCUCAGACCCAAACUCUUCAAGGACUAGAGGAGGAUGCUGGAGCUUUACCUAUAAGAAGAGAAGAAAGAGCUCACCCACUUGUGGGUAGAGUGAGGACAAACAAGGAUGGGGAGUCUGUGAAGGUUAAACUAGAGGCUAUUGUUAUUUCUGAUGAAGAGCUAGAGGAGGAAAAAGAGGAAAGCAGGGAAGGAGAACCGGUGAUGGAAUUGGAAGAUGAGUUUGAAGAUGACAUCCAGGAAGAGGAGCUAAGUGGCCCUCAGUUCCUCCCUUCCCACCCACAGGGAAUCUUACAAAUCAACUCCCACUCAAGUGACUACUCCUUCCCCCUCUCUCCCUCUUCCUCCUCCUCUGGUGCUGGACCAUCUUCCCAGGACAUUUCCUCCUUCACAGCCUCUCUCAUUGCUCCUUCCACAUCCCACCAGCAUUCAGAUCAUCCCUCCUAUUUCCAGGACCUCCAGGACUCUAUGGGAAACUUUGUUGAGGAUGUCCCUACAUGUGGGGUGUGUGGAAAGACUUUCUCAUGUACAUACACUCUAAGGCGCCACGCCAUUGUGCACACACGUGAACGCCCUUAUGAGUGCCGCUACUGCUACCGGAGCUACACACAAUCAGGCGACUUGUACCGACACAUUCGCAAAGCUCAUGACCACACUCUGCCGGCCAAACGCAGCAAGGCAGACUCCGAUCCUCCCCCACCACCACCACCACAACCACCACCGACACCACCUGCUCAUAGCUAACAAGCUAAAACACAUCUACUUUUAAACACACACUUUUCAUUUUAACCUAGGAUAAAAAAUUUUUAAAUGUCAUUUUUACAUUUACCUUACACUCAUCUACUUGUUCUUCGUUGUAGACAGUGGGAACCUUGAAUAGUUAAUAAGAUUUCAGUUGUUAAUAUAUGUGCAUCCAUUUUUGCAUUUCAGGUCGGCAACAUUUAAAAAGAAAAACAGCUUGUCCUUUAGACAUGUCGCCAUGCAGAAUAACAAGCAAUAAAACCCUUCAAAACUUUAUUUAAUAUGGUUUUUAAAAAUUUCAGCAACUUUCUUAUGCAUCUGUCGACAACUGCCCAUCUUUCUCCCUCUUAAACUCUGCUUUUUGUGAUUACUGCUUUCAUUUAAUCUUAUGACAAGCCUUGUCCCUGCUGUUUUUUAGAACAUGUUGCAAACCUGAUGACCAAAAACAGAUGUGCUUUAUGUACAAAUGAAAAUGCAGUUCACAAAACAAAACAUGAGAUAUCUUGGGUUUAUCUUCAGCAUGUUUAGAUGGCUGGUAUUGCAUUAGUCAGAUUCUUGAAAUACAUGUCAACAUGUUGAAAUUGUGUAAAAUCCAAGCUCUAAAAACCCAUCUAACACCCAGAUAAUCCUGUUGUGGAUUUAACUUCGGAUGAGCCUAGAUGCUCAUAACAUGCUCAAAAACUCCAUAUUUUUGUAUCUUUUUGUAAAAACAGUAAUAUUUAUAUAAGUUUAUAUUAAUACACUCAAAAGUCCCAGUAAAGCUGCUUUUAUUUGUGUAUUUAUCCUUUUUUUUAUGUUAGAGGGGUCUCAGAAAUUGACUGAAAGGCAACCAAUCACAGUCACUAAAAGCUUUCCCAUUCUGUAAUGCUUCAGUAUGAAAGUCCUAAUUUAUAAAUACAGCAUCAUUUGAAAAAAUAACAAUUUAAGUAACUUAAAGAUAUCUGUGCAAUGUUGUCUUAGCAAGUUAGAAGUGCCAGAAUGUCUUGGAACAGUUUUCCAUAUGGUCCCCUCCAUGUUGUGCACACUGGGACAAAGACAGUGGUCCAGUAAAAUGUUAUGUGAAGCUCCAGGUUUAGCUCAGUGCAGUUUACAUAACAGUGCUGAUGGUUUGCAAGAAAAUAAAAAACCCUGUAUCUUGAAACCCAAAUUCACUAAAAACAGCUUCAAAUAAUAUUGGCAUAUUCUUCAAGAUGAGACAUAAAAUUAUUAUAUAAACUCUUUAUGUCCACCCCUUUUUCCAAAAUGGUUUGCAAACUGUGUAAAAUGUGAAUUAAUAAGAAAAUUAAACUAUUUGUCAGUCUUUUAAUACCCUCAUUUAACAAAAAUUUUUUGGAUCGAGCAAUUUGAAAACCUUGUAAUGAUGCCAGGAAAACUCUUCCUAUCCUUUAUUAUAGUAAUUACACUUUCUAGUUGCUUGCAUCAAAUUAAAUUUUCUUGAAUUUAAUCUCUUUACAUUUUGUUUUUAUGGUUUGUUUUUUGAGAUGUAAACACGACCCAUGCCGACCUAAUGGUUACCACAGUUGCUACUUACAGUAUACAUUUGAUGUUUUUCUUUUCUACUUGUUUCAAAGGAUUGGGUAAAUAAAUAAAAUGUUUACAGAAUGACCAAAAAUAUAUUUAAAAAAAAUAAAACUUCCACCAGUUGUGCUGGCUGUUAACUAAAACCAUUCUGCUCUCGGUGUGUUAAGUGUUUAUCUUAGAUAUUGUGACUUCCUGCGGGUUUUCUGAUCUGCUGAAGACACUCAAAACGCGGACAUAGAUGAACAAAUGCAGAGUUAACAUCUGGAGUGUGGCUUGAUUUUCAUUCAUCUAACUUGCAUGUUUCUUGUUGAUGUGCGGUCAGUCUCCUAGAACUGUAAACUGAUUUGAUACUUGUGCCAUUUUGCUACUUUUUGUUAUAUUUCUGAGAUUUUACACGUCAAGUUUGUAAUUUUCACAUAUAUUAGUCAUAAGUACUAUUGAAUAUUCUCACGACGUCAUUGUAAGGAGGGAUGAUUCAGGAUCUGUAUUAAAAUAAAAAACGUGUGUAACUUUCAA